AUGAGACUACAAGCUUCCUCAGGUGAAACAGAGCCCCUUACACCACAAUGUAAUCUCCCUCAGGAGACCCAACGCUCUUUAAGGAGAAUCCUGAGCUCCCCCGUGAGAACCAUAUACCUCCAUCAGAAGAACGAGAGCUCCCUCUGGAGAACUAGAGAUCCUUCAGGAGAACCAGAGAUCCCUCAAGAUCCCUCAGGAGAACCAGAGAUCCCAGAGGAGACCCAGAUAACCCUCAGGAGAACCAGAGAUCCCUCAGGAGAACCAGAGAUCCAGGAGGAGAACCAGAGACCCUCAGGAGAACCAGAGAUCCUAAAGGAGACCCAGAUAACCCUCAGGAGAACCAGAGAUCCUUCAGGAGGACCAGAGAUCCCUCAGGAGAACCAAAGACCCUCAGGAGAACCAGAGAUCCUAAAGGAGAACCAGAGAUCCCUCACUAGAACCAGAGAUUCCUUAGGAGACCCAGAGAUCCCAGAGGAGAACCAGAGAUUCCUCAGGAGAACCAGAGAACCAGAGAUCCAAGAGGAGAACCAGAGAACCCUCAGGAGACCAAGAGAUCCCUUAGGAGAACCAGAGAUCCCAAAGGAAACCCAGAAAUCCCUCAGGAGAACUAGAGAUCCCAGAGGAGAACCAGAGAUCCCUCAGAGAACAAAAGCUCCCCUCAAGAGAACCAAAGCUCCUUCAGAAGAACCAGAGGUUCCGCGUGAGAACAAGAGGUCCCUCAACAGAAUCUGGGCUCACUUUGGACAACCAGAGCACUCUGAGACAUGA
Molecule: messenger RNA, 768 nt
Organism: Procambarus clarkii (red swamp crayfish)
Lineage: Eukaryota; Metazoa; Arthropoda; Malacostraca; Decapoda; Cambaridae
Source: RefSeq, a predicted model, not a curated record